ACCGGCGAGUAACGUUGAGUGCAUCCUAGAAUAAGUGAUAAUCCAAUCUUCCAUCCAUUCAAGAAUGCAAUUGGUGCGAUCGAUGGAACACACAUACCGGUAGUUGUAAGAAAGAGUAAGCAACCAAGAUAUCGAUGCCGAAAAGGAUUUACAUCUCAAAAUGUAAUGGCUGCAUGUUCUUUCGACCACCAAUUUCUUUUUGUGUGCACUGGAUGGGAGGGUUCUGCAGCAGAUAUGAGAGUGUUGAGAUGGUGUUGCGAGAGUGGAGGUUUUACGGUCCCGGAAGGCAAAUUUUAUUUAGUCGAUUCUGGAUAUGCAAACACUGACCGCUUCCUCGCCCCUUAUAGAGGGGAGAGAUAUCACUUGAGCCAAUUUGAUGUUAAUGCACGUGCACGAAGGCAUCGAGGACCAAAAGAUUUGUACAAUCAUCGCCAUGCUCAAUUACGAAAUGUAGUUGAGAAAGCCUUUGGAAUUCUCAAGCGGCGCUUCAAGGUGCUCCGACAAGCAACACCUUUUCCCUACAAAGUGCAAUGCCGUAUUGCCCUCGCAUGUUGUGUCAUACACAAUUUCAUCAAGAGGCACCAAGGGACCGAUAGGUAUUUUAACAUGCAAAUGAACCCAUUAUCCACUGAUGAUCAAGAUAAUGAUCCGACACAACCUAUUGGUCCAGAUGAGUCUCGCCGCGGUGACAUCCUUCGCACUAAUAUCACGGAGCAACUGUGGAAUAAUAGAUAA
Ananas comosus (pineapple) is the source of this 735-nucleotide messenger RNA. RefSeq lists its product as uncharacterized. The coding region runs from base 166 to 735 and encodes 189 amino acids. Lineage: Eukaryota; Viridiplantae; Streptophyta; Magnoliopsida; Poales; Bromeliaceae. The record is from RefSeq and is a predicted model, not a curated record. The transcript is spliced from 3 exons.